AUGAUUAGGGCUAUUGGACUUUAUCGGUUUCUAGAGGAAAAUGAAGACUCUAGAAAUAAUUCGUUACUGUGGCAAGAAUUCGAGGCAGGUGUUUGCUUUGGGUUUGGUCUUUUUAAUUUAUUGUUAGCUUCAAUUCCUGCAAAGCUUGCAAUAUUUUUGCAAUUAGCUGGGCUAAAUGGGGACAAGUGCUCAAAAUUUGAUGGCACUCUACGAUCACCCUUCGCUUCAUUUUCCAUAUUAUUCUAUCAACUAGUUGUAGUAGCUCUUAUUGGAGUUGAAAGAAUAGAUUUGGGGUUGUGUGAAAGGAUAUUUACUAAAUUGAAUGGAAAAUAUUCAAAAGGUGCCAUAAUUCUCUUCUUGCGCGCUCGCUACCGUCUAUUGAAUGGAGGGCAUAUAGACGAAUCAGUUCAACUUUAUUGGCGUUCAAUUCGUUCCCAAUCAGAAUAUAAACAAUUUCACCAUAUCUGCCAUUGGGAAUUGGCUGUAACAAAUAUCUUUCUAUUGCAUUGGACUAGGGCAGCUUGGCACGCCAAUAAACUUUAUGAAGAGAGUAAAUGGUCAAAAUCUAUUUAUGCCUAUCUUUUGGCUGUAUGUAUUGAGGCUGAUAAAAGUGGUGAUAUUUCAAAAAAUAUCUAUUAAAAGAGAAGGUGAAAGC
Molecule: messenger RNA, 655 nt
Organism: Meloidogyne enterolobii
Lineage: Eukaryota; Metazoa; Nematoda; Chromadorea; Rhabditida; Meloidogynidae
Source: the annotation of a GenBank genome assembly